AUGAGUGGGCAUAAUCACAUAUUCUCUACUGAUGCUUCAACAUUAAAUAAACCACAAAAAUCUCCGGUGAAUAAUUUUAAUACAAAAUUCGAUGAAACAGAAGUAGAUAUAUUAAAUGAUGAAACAUUUGGUAAUUGUGAUUUCGAUGAAAUUAAAAUAAAAUCUGAUUUUGAUGAAAAUGGCCAAUUUCUUGGUAAUAAUUUACCGGAUUUUUUUGAUACAGAAUUAUCAACAAUAGAAGAUAUUGAUGAUCAAUCACAACAACCAUCGAUUGAUGCUUUACUUGGUGAAGAUUCAUUACAACGUGUAUCAUCUAUGUCCACGGGUUUUCAACAAUCAACAAUCAAUCCAUUAUUUGAUAUGGCUAUAACACAAGCAAAAUAUGAAAAUAUAUUUCUUCCACAAUUUCAAGAUUCACAACAAAUAAAUUAUUAUUUAAAACAAUUCGAAGAAAUAUUAAUGAAUCAAUCAAUAAAACGUGAUAUAUUCAAUACACAACGAAAUGAAGAUAUAUUUCCAUUGGCAACUGAUGAAUUGAAAGACGAAAUUCAUUUAACACCUAUGAAUAUUAAUAAUUCGCGUUCACAAUCACCAUCUUUUGGUAAUAGUGGAAUGUCAUCUCAAUUGAUGGAUGCAAUUCAACGAUCUGAUCAAAUUUCUAUUGUUGAUAAACAACAGCAUCGAACUAAUCAAUCAUUAUCAUCUCCAAUUCAUACAGCUGUUAGUUCAUCACCAUCAUUAUCAUCUUCUCAUCAUGAACGAAUACGACACAAUCGAUCAAUAAAAUAUUAUCCACGACCACCAAUUCUUAAUACAUGGCAAGGACGUGGUCUUAAUUAUGAUGCAUUUGCUGGUAUGAUGAGUGAUCGUGAAAAACAAUGGGUUGUUAAAAUUCAACUUCAUCAAGUAUCACAAACCGAAGACGAAGAUUAUUAUUUUCAUCAAUGGUCAAAACAAAAACAUAAUAAUCAAUCGAAACGUCAUCAUCAACGAGAACAAAAUAUUAGCUAUCCAGUAUUUCAAUUAUUAAAAUCAAUUGAACAAGAAAAAGAACUUUCUCAACGUAUAUCACAAACAUAUACAUUGGGAGCAUUUAGUAAUGUAAAUCCCACGCAAACGCUACCAUAUGUAUCUCCAGUAUCAACACAAUUUGGUAAACAAUCGAUAGCAACUCCUCGUCAUCCAAGAUAUACUCUUCGUCUUGAUGAUCAAUUUUCAGUAGGAAUACGAUCAAAUGCAAUUACACAUGAUAAAUAUCAUUUAGGAGUCUUAUUACAUAUUGAAAAUAUCUAUCGAGAUAUUUUAUAUCUUGAUAAGAACAUAUCAACAACUGUUAUGUCAUCAAAACAAUUACUUGAUUCAAUUAUUGAUCGAUAUUUAAAUCAUCCGAAUUAUUUAUUUGCUGAUAUGUUUGGUCAAUUUAUUAAAGGUCAAAUUAUACUCGAACGUUUAUAUUCACAUUUAAUUGCAUCAACAACAAAUCAUCUUGAACUAAUACUUAUACGUCUUUAUGGAUCAUUAUCUUAUAUGAUACGUCAAUCGCCAACAUCAUUUCAUAUUGACCGUAGUGUUAUGAAUAUAAUUAGUCUUAUACAACAACAAAUCGAUUUAAAAAAAACAUCAUUUGAACAAUUAUUAACUCAAGUAUACAUUUAUUAUAAUGAAAAAAUCAAACCAAAAAUUCUUGAAUUUGAUACUGCUCCAUCAUCAAGUCCAUUUUCCGAUCCAAUAUUAUUUACAACUUCUCAUUCUGUAACUAUUUUAAUUGAAUUAUUAUUAAUAUUGGAACGACAAUGUUAUUUACUAUCGAAUAUAAAUUCAUCGAAAUUAUCAAUACAAAAAUCACAACCACAAUUAUCUGAAAAUAUUCAUUUGUUGCUUAAUGAACUUUGUCAAGGGCUUAUUGCUUGUUCAUCACCUAAAAAGAUAUUUAAACCUUAUACACAAAUACAACAAAAACAAUUUAAUUUACUUUGUAAAUUUCUUCGUAUACAAACAACACAACAAAUUUAUGCAAGUUUAGAACCAAAACUUAUCUAUUGUUGCAUUAAAGAUAAAUAA
This is a messenger RNA of Adineta steineri, 2061 nucleotides long. The record is from the annotation of a GenBank genome assembly. Lineage: Eukaryota; Metazoa; Rotifera; Eurotatoria; Adinetida; Adinetidae.